AUGUUCCGAUUUGUUAGCUGCUUUGCCUUGGUGGCUGUUGCUACGGCUGCCUACAUCCCAUCCCAUGGUAAUGGACAUUCCAACUCGAAACAUGCGGUCAGAAAGAUUUUCCAUCAUGUUGCUGAAGAUGAACCGAAGGAGGCAUCGAUGGAACAUCAUCAUCAUCAUCACGAAGAACAGGAUCAUUUCGUCGACUACUAUGCUCCUAUCAACUACAAGUUCGAGUACGGCGUAAAGGAUCCACACACUGGUGAUCAUAAGACGCACUGGGAGGAACGUGAUGGAGAUGUGGUGAAAGGUGCAUAUACCAUUCUGGAUGCCGAUGGUAGUUCCAGGUUGGUCGAGUAUACGGCUGAUCCUCACCAUGGGUUCAAUGCGGUGGUUAAGAAGAUCGAACACUCGCAUAUCCCGAAGAAGGAACAUCACGUAACGCCGGCACAUGAGGAACCCCAGGAAGAGCAUCACCAUCAUCAGGCUGAUGAGCAGGUGUCUCAUAAGCACCAGCACCACUAUCACUACCAAGCACCUGAACAUCAUGGUUAUGGGCAUGGCAAGGGCUACUAA
This is a messenger RNA of Anopheles marshallii, 564 nucleotides long. RefSeq names its product cuticle protein-like. NCBI's taxonomy places the organism in Eukaryota, Metazoa, Arthropoda, Insecta, Diptera, Culicidae. Gene Ontology annotation, cellular component: extracellular matrix. The transcript has 2 exons. The coding region runs from base 1 to 564 and encodes 187 amino acids. The record is from RefSeq and is a predicted model, not a curated record.